AUGGAACACCAAAAAAGUUCAGUAGAAGUAAAUCUCACUUCAACAAUGGAAUUUAUUCUUUUGGGAUUUUCUGAUAUUCCCAAUCUACAAAUGCUCCUUUUUGUGAUAUUUUUCUUUGUCUAUUUGAUUAUUCUGAUGGGAAAUGGCCUCAUUAUUCUCAUAACCAGGGUCGACCAGGCUCUCCAGACUCCCAUGUAUUUUUUCCUCAGUAAUUUUUCCUUCUUGGAAGUCAGCUACGUAUCUGCCACUCUUCCUAGAAUGCUCAAAAACCUUUGGACGCAGAAAAGAAGCAUUUCUUUUUUUGCCUGUGCUACGCAAAUGAGCUUUGUGCUUAUUCUUGGACACAUUGAGUGUCUCCUCCUGACAGUGAUGGCCUAUGACCGCUACAUGGCCAUCUGUAACCCUCUGCACUACCCUCUGGUCAUGAGUCACAAGGUCUGUGUCCAGCUGGUGGCUGCCUCCUGGAUCACUGGGGUUCCCGUUGAGCUGGCACAGACAUGUCAAAUUUUCUCUCUGCCUUUCUGUAGAUCGAACAGGAUCAAUCACUUCUUCUGUGAUAUCCCCCCAUUACUCAAGCUGGCCUGUGGGGACACUUUCCUGAAUGAGAUGUUGGUCUUUUCAGCUGCUGUGCUCUUUGUUAUGACUCCAUUUCUGUUGAUACUUGGCUCCUACACUAAAAUCAUCUCCACCAUACUGAAGUUGCCAUCGGCAACAGGACGAGCCAAAGCCUUCUCCACCUGCUCCUCCCAUGUUAUAGUCGUGGCUUUAUUCUUUGGAUCUGGAAUCAUUACAUAUUUACAACCCAAAUCCAAAAAUUCUUCCAUGGUUGACAAACUUCUUUCUCUUUUCUAUACCAUUGUCACCCCAAUGUUUUAA
Talpa occidentalis (Iberian mole) is the source of this 876-nucleotide messenger RNA. Its product is annotated as olfactory receptor 10AG1-like. NCBI's taxonomy places the organism in Eukaryota, Metazoa, Chordata, Mammalia, Eulipotyphla, Talpidae. Gene Ontology annotation, biological process: G protein-coupled receptor signaling pathway. Gene Ontology annotation, cellular component: membrane. The transcript has a single exon. The coding region runs from base 1 to 876 and encodes 291 amino acids. Gene Ontology annotation, molecular function: olfactory receptor activity; G protein-coupled receptor activity. The record is from RefSeq and is a predicted model, not a curated record.